AUGACCGUUGACCCAAAUAUCGUGGCUAUCUUUGGAGAGGCGCCGGCGGGACUCGACCUAGAUGAGCAAAUCGUCACCUCUUACAACGUUGCGGUAUGCAUCGUUCUGGGCCUUGCGGCCGCAUCAGUCGCCCUUCGCUUUUACGUGCGCUGCGUUAAGGGGUCGAAACUUUGGUACGAUGAUUGGGCAAUCUUUCUUAGCGUUUUCUUAUGCGCAGCGACGACGUUUAUGACCAUCUUGGCCGGGAGCUAUGGCGCCGGAGAACACGUCUGGUCGAGCAACAUCUCGCGUUUCGUGACAUUAUUGAAGAUCGUGUAUGCCGAGCCCUACGUGUACGCAACCGCCGUCACCUCGACAAAAGUCAGCAUCCUUCUUCUCUACCGUCGGAUUUUUUAUUCCAAGACUGGGCUAGGUCAAAUAUACUCGAUAAUGUUCUGGACCGCGACCUUCCUUACCAGUACAUAUCCAUUCAUUCUUUGGAUUACAAUGGCCUGUGCCUGUCGUCCGGUAUCAUUCUACUGGACUCAAUAUCUGGGGGAGAAGGGAAACUGCAUCAAUGUCAGCUUGUUCUUCCUUCUUCUAGGCAUCGUCAACAUGUUCAAUGACAUCGUCAUAUUGCUGGUACCCGUGCCUCGUAUCUGGGGACUGCAUAUGAACAAGCGGACUAAGACUUCCAUUAUUGGUAUCAUGCUUCUGGGCGGCUUUGUUUGCGUUGCAAGCGUCGUGCGUAUUUACUAUCUCAACGGCUUGUUCCAGAACAUCGACGUCACCUGGUGGAUGGGUCCCUCCUUUGCCUGGUCCAGCCUUGAGCCUUCCGUCGCCAUCAUCUCCGCUUGCUUACCAACAUUCGCCCCGUUGUUUCGCAUGGGUAGGAACAAGUCCUCAAAGAGUCCGUCCUAUCCGUGA
Messenger RNA from Colletotrichum siamense, 906 nucleotides. Its product is annotated as Satratoxin biosynthesis SC1 cluster protein 4. Lineage: Eukaryota; Fungi; Ascomycota; Sordariomycetes; Glomerellales; Glomerellaceae. The record is from RefSeq and is a predicted model, not a curated record. Bases 1 to 906 code for a protein of 301 amino acids. The transcript is spliced from 6 exons.